Lactuca virosa is the source of this 1773-nucleotide messenger RNA. The record is from the annotation of a GenBank genome assembly. Lineage: Eukaryota; Viridiplantae; Streptophyta; Magnoliopsida; Asterales; Asteraceae.
AUGAAGAAGGAAUUUAGGAUGGAAGCUUUGGAGAAGCACCGCCAUAUGUCAUUUGCUUGUGAGGAUUACAUGGUUUACAAAAGGUUCAAGCCACUCAAAGGAGCUAAAAAUUUGAGAACGUUUUUAGCAUUGUCCGUUGGGGUAGUAGAAACUUGGGCUAUAUUUUACUUAUCAAAUAAGGUCCUGAGUGACUUACUUCAGGAGUUACCAUUGUUAAGCGUCCUCAGUUUGAGUGAUCUUAGCAUAAGUGAGGUACCAGAAGUCGUUGGUAGUAUGAAGCACUUGCGGUAUCUUAAUCUAUCUCGAACUAAAAUUAUCCAUUUACCGGAAAAUGUCUGCAAUCUUUAUAAUCUACAGACACUGAUCGUUUCUGGCUGUCAUGAAUUGAUUAAGUUGCCCGAAAGCUUCUCCAAGCUUAAAAAUUUGCAGCAUUUUGACAUGAUGGGUAGUUGGAGGUUGAAGAAGACGCCCUUAGGGAUUGGUGAGUUGAAAAGUCUUCAAACUCUCUUCAGUGACAUUGGCUUAGCAAUAACUGAGCUUACGAAAUUGCAAAGUCUCCAUGGAAAAGUUUGUAUUGUGGGGCUCGACAAUGUGCAUAAUGCAAUAGAUGCACGUGCGGCAAACUUAUCGCGUAUGAGGUUUAGUGAGUUAGAGUUGAAUUGGGGUUCUGAGUUUAAUUCUCUUCGAACGGAAACACACGAAAAAAAGAGAGGUAUAGAGUUUCCAAAUUGGGUUGGGGAUCCCUCGUUUAUUCGGUUGACUAAAGUGUGGAUAAGUGACUGUGAAGAAUGUACAUCUUUACCACGACUUGGGCAACUACCAUCACUGAGGAAGCUGAUUAUUGGUUGGAUGAGUAAGGUGAAGGUUGUAGGUUUGGAGUUACUUGGGGCCGACCUUGCAUUUCCUUCACUUAAAAUCCUACGGUUUGAUAAUAUGUCAGGGUGGGAGGAAUGGUCAACAAAUAGUGGGGCGUUUCCUUGCCUUCAAGAGCUUCGUAUUGAAGAUUGUCCUAAUCUGGUUCGGGUCUCCCAUGAAGCACUACCUUCACUAAGGGUUUUGAAACUAAUAAAAUGUGAUCAUGGUUUAUUGAAAAGCCUGGUUGAUGUAGCUUCAUCAAUCACCAAGUUGAAAAUAGAUGAUAUUUCAGGACUUACCGAUGAACUGUGGAGAGGUGUGACAGGGUAUCUUGGUGCAGUUGGAUACGUAAGCAUCAAACGGUGUAACCACAUAAGAUACUUGUGGGAAUCAGAAGCAGAUGCAAGAGGUUGGAAGUAUCGGAUUGUAACAUGCAGCUUGGAGCACUGCAGUUGUCCAGAUAGCAUGGAGGCUUUGGAUAUUAGGAAUUGUGAUUCAAUUACAUCGGUCUCCUUCCCAACAGGAGGAGUGCAAAAGCUCAGGUCACUUGUCAUCACCAAUUGCAAGAAACUUUUGGAAAAGGAGUUGCUUGAAUCUGAGAUCAAUAUACAUAAUUGGUCAAAUCUGAAAUCGAUCACUGCUUUGGGUUACUUCAUUAACCUCGUCCGUUUGACAAUAAGAGAGUGUCCAAGUAUUGAGUCAUUUCCUGACCAUGAGUUGCUCAAUCUCACCUCGUUAAGACAGCUGGAAAUAGAAAAUUGUACAACUACGGAUGCAUCCUUUCCUCGUAGGCUUUGGCCUCCAAAAUUGAGUUAUCUUGGUAUAGGAGGGUUGAAGAAGCCCAUCUCCGAGUGGGGCCCACAGAAUUUUCCAACCUCACUUGUUGACCUAAGAUUAUAUGCCGGACCAUGCAUAUGA